This is a messenger RNA of Hermetia illucens (black soldier fly), 5166 nucleotides long. RefSeq lists its product as uncharacterized. The coding region runs from base 791 to 4714 and encodes 1307 amino acids. The transcript has 11 exons. Gene Ontology annotation, cellular component: nucleus. Lineage: Eukaryota; Metazoa; Arthropoda; Insecta; Diptera; Stratiomyidae. The record is from RefSeq and is a predicted model, not a curated record.
CACAAGGAAAAUCCAUCGAAAAAUAAAAAAGCAUAAAGCGAUAAAGAUGGCAAUGCAGUUCUACGAAAUGGAGGUGUGAAAACGUAAAUGUCGGACGUCGGAAACAUCCCAGGCGACAAAGUGUUUACUGAAAACGGCAGUGAGAGCAGUGAAUCAGGCGUCUUGUUGCGGAAAUUUCAACGUGAAACCGUCGCGAUUGUUCCCCAUCCAGUUUGAGCGCGUCGUGAAUCGAUUCGAGUGGAAAAUCUGCUUCGAUUCGGAAGCGCGGACAUUCCUGACAAUUACUUCCAACUCUUGUGUGCGAGCGUUCGUGCAAGUCCAUCAAUCUCCCGAUGCCCGGGGUCGAUGAUGAAAAUUCCCUUUUUCGUGGCCGUUUCCUGCGUAUGUGAAAAAGUGCAGCGGUUAGGAUCGACGGGAAUCGUGUGAAUUUGAGCGUGAUCACGGCGCGGAAUUGCGGGUGGAGUGUGAAAAGCGGUGAGUUGCGUGUGGGGGAAAAUCGACCGAAGACGACGGGCCGCCGCCGCCGCGCUGUGUCCAUUUUGCAAUACACACAAGGGCGUCCAAUUCCAAUGUUUGCCGCACUGUAAUCGACCCGACCCACGGCCAGAAAACUGCACGAAUCCGCCGUCGCCUCGAACAAUUGGAACCUGCUUCCUGUUUCAGACUGAAUCCUCAAUAACUUUACGUCUCAGUUGAGAUUGAAGGAGCCUGCAGCUUAUAGAAUUGGUGAUGCAUUCGAAAAAAACUGCAUCGGUUAAAUUCCUUCGAACAUUUGUCUCUAAACAAAAGCAUGGAUCCAUGGCUAUAUAACAACAGACAGACAGUUGAUUAUCCGCAGUUUCUGCAAUCACUUGUACAACAACAAGCCGCCACAAAUCCUAUAAUACAGUAUAAUAGCGAGCAACGGGCUCAGCCGACAUUAGCCAGUGCCAAUUUUACACCGAAACCGGCACAUCUUCCGUUAAAUUGUAACUGGCAACAAUCGUCUGAAGCUAAUCAAAUUCGCUCGUCCUUUGAGCCGUACCAGACAAUUGCUGCUGGUACAAAUCAGAUCUUUACGAAUCCUUCGUAUUCAAUACAACAAACAUUAAAUUUAGCUGCAGCAGCGCAAGCAAAGUCUUCACAGGAAACUGCAAACAAUAACCCCAAUUCGCCAUACAGACAUUCGGCUGGCACAAAUCUUGUAGAUUCUUCGGGGCAGUCGGCAAAUAAGCAAACUGUUAAUAAUCAAACGUCGGAGACACCUUCACCAAAUACCAAUCAUAUUAAAACCGAGAAUAUGUACAAUAUUAAUCGGAAUUUUGAUAAAGGUCGAAUAGCAAACCCCGCAAACGCCGGAAAUGCCGAGACCAAUUUCGAGGUUCCAUUCACUCCAGCAAAAGCGUAUAAUAAUGCACAAUCGCAGUUUUUCCUAAUCCAAGAUCAAGAACGUAAGGUGAAUGAGACUAGGCAGGAACAUGAGCCUCUUUAUUUGUACAGAACGACACCGGCGGCAAUGACAAUUUUCAAUACAGCGAGAAAUUUGUUAGCCGCGAAUAAUGUUGCAGCGGAAAGGAUAAAAAUAGAAACACCAUAUUCUGGUAAUGUGGCGCAAAAUGAUGUUUCAAAUGCUGUUGUUAUUACGAGGCGGCCCAGUCCUGCACAGUCUAAUAACUCGCAAAUAUCGAGUCCAGUUUAUCCUCCGUAUAAUAGUCCGAUGAACUCGGUUGAAUCGCCGUCACAAAAUAGUACGGGCAGUAGUCAACCGUCGGACAAUCCUGGACACAUUGUCAUUUAUAAGACAAAUCAACAACAAGCCCAUCAACAGUCCGCAGUAAGCAGUCCCAUUGUUUAUCCGUAUCCUGUGAUAACACAUAAUCCACGCACUCAUGAUCCGUAUUCGGCGGCAACUAUAAAUAUAAAGCCGCAACCCCCAACUUACAAUAAUAAUGCACAGAGUACACAGAUCGGUGCCUUACAUAAUGCCCAAAAGGACGCUGCUACGAAUCAGGUGACAGAGAAUAUUGUGGUGUCUACACAGUGCCCGUUGGCGUCACAGAUUCAGCUGACUCCGAAAGUGAAUAACCAGCAGCAGCAACAUCAACAACAAGUUGUAGAAAAUACCGCACCACCAGCACAAAAUGUUGUUCCGGCACAUACUACGCCAACUACUAAAGGACGACGGCGGAAGACUCCGUUGUCGAAGGCCCAGCAGCAGCAGCAACAACAACAGCAGCAGCAACAACAGCAACAGCAGCAACAACAACAGGCAGUGCAACAGUUGAACCAACAGCAACCAAAUGGUGUGACACAAACAGCAAAUAAUACUCCUUUACAACUAUUUUCAAAUCAGAUAAAUUUCACAAAUAAUCAGCUGCAAAAGCAGCAACAGCAGGCAAUGAUGAGUGCCCUGUGUAUGCCAUAUACAAUUCAAAUGCCAGACAUUCAAGUUCAACAAACCGCUGGUAAGGAUUCGUCGAAUGACAAUCAACCGGCUGUCUCUGUUACUGUAACUGCUGCUGUUGAGGAAGACCUCGUUGAAGAGGAGCCAAAACCGAAGGUUGUGCUGCAAAGUAUCGAAGAAGAAUUCCCUGAGUUAGAUAUAAAACUACCGAAACCGGAAAAAAUGCAAGCAAAUUCGAAUGGUGCCACGUUCAUAGACAGCUACUUAAAGUUCCUAGAUGAACAAUCAGCACCGCCUCAGCAGCCACAGGCGGCCGGAGGCGGGCGAAAAGCUUCACAGAAACCCAUUGUCACUAGCGUGCAAGUGGUAUCGAAUGCAGCGACAACGGCAACAGUUAAUCAAAAUAGCAAUGAGACAAGUGGAGUACAUGAUGAACUUCAAACUCAGCCAACUGAUCAUAUUGAAGUGAAGAAACCAAAGUGGCGACGGAAAAAGAAUACAACGGCCAAUGCUGCUACUGCUGCUGCUAAUAAUACCGCGAAUGCUGCUAAUGUUGCCAAUGUCAAUGCUAAUGCUAAUGCGACAACAAAUUAUGAAGCUGAUCAAGUGGAUCAGCAGCAACAACAGCAACAGCAGCAGCAGCAGCAACAACAACAACAGCAGCAGCAGCAGCAACAACAACAACAGCAGCAGCAACAACAGCAACAGCAACAACAACAGCAGCAGCAACAACAACAGCAGCAGCAACAACAGCAGCAACAGCAACAACAACAGCAGCAGCAAGAGCAAGUCUAUCGAUCGCCGUUGCCGAAAAAAGCUUGUCCUCAAAUAGCCACACAGAUGCCCACAUCGUCUGGCUACUCAUCGUCGCCAUUUCAGCAAAACUCCCAAGUGAAUCCACAAAUGCAAAUGCAGCCAUCACAUCCAUGGUCCAACUUGAAUCCUGGUAAUUCAAUGAUGAAUAUGAUGCAAAACGCUUUCCAACAGCAAUCGCAAUAUACACAAAAUAACGUUGCACCGUUAACCCUGUCAACAACUCAUACACAACAAUAUCGUCAUCAUUUACAAGAAGUACGCAAGGCGAAGGCGAAAGGCAUUGAUGAUCUAAUUGGGACAACAUCUGAAAACGAAGAAGAACCAUUUGCUGAUUCCGAUACCGAUCCAGUGUGGACACCACAGGAUGAUGAAUAUGAUGACGAGCCCCGACAGUCAAAACGGAAGCAACGUAAACCGAAAUCAACAACGCGCUGUAAACAGCGUGCAAACAUUCUAUCAGCUGCUGUUUUAGGUGCGGGCAUCCUCGAUGGAAGCAGCGAAGAAGAAGAGGAAGAGAGUGAAGAAGCUAAAAAUAAGCAACGGGGAGCAGCUGCUUCCCAAAAAGUUUCUGAUAAGUUUAACAUUGGGGACUUCGUAAUUCUAACAUCGGAGCAAUUUAGUAAAACGCCAGUACUAUGGCAAAUCGAUGGGAAAUCCAUCUUACAGAAAUAUGAACCUUUCAUAGAAGGUGGAAAUUUAUUUUACAGGAGUAAACAAAUGUAUACUACCUGGCGUAGUAAUAGUAUCGAAUUCUACACUAAAGUACAAGUUCGUAAAUGUUUCCAAAAUGGCGAUGAGAAAGUUGUUAAGUUGAUAUUGAGCCCUGCGCAAAUAGCCAACGCUGAGUUCACUGAUAAAAUCAUGAAUGAAUAUGUACAAUUUAGCGAUCACUUUCGAGUCUAUGUUCAGGCUCUGAUAUCCCAGUCGCUGCAUAAUGACUUCCUUUCUGAUGUCGGCGAUGAUGAUGAUUUCUUCCAUCCGAAUAUUGCUGUGAUCGACAAUAAUGUUGAGCAAUGUCGGCAAAAGGUUAUAUCAUCUUUAAAAUGGCCAGCAAAAAUCACUGAAGCAAUCGAAACUUGGCCGGUCUAUCGUAUAAUUAGCGAAAUGGAAAUGGAUAAAUAUCAGUGUGCGAUAUGCAGAGAAUUGGCUGGAAUAACGUUUUCGUUGAGUGGCGAAUUGUACGACAGUAAAACAAUGAAAGCGGCCGCGUUUUACACGCAGGCAGCUUCAUAUAAUAAGAACAUAACAAUGUGUCAUAAAUGUAUAACACAUGCCGAAUCACUACAUAAAAUUGUACAUGAAAAAUACAAUUUACUUCAAUUGUGCUCGAAACGAGUACAAGACCUGUUAGAAAAUGCAAAAGACCCUCAUGAAAUUCUUAGGGAGCUUCUCACUGAUUCUGGAUGGAUCGCGGAGCUCUUUUCAAAUGUCCGGACCCAUUGGACUGAGGCCCACAAUAUCGAACGACUUAGUCAACUGAACGAACUGAUGGGAAUGCUGCCACAACUACAAUAAUGUGCUUUCUACUAUACACUUUGCAAUAAAAACUCGACAUCAAUAAAAACAGGCAAAAUAAAAUCCGUAAAAUGAAAGAUUUAAUCCAAUUUAUAACAAUAUCCACUAAGAUCAUGUAAGAAGCGAAAAUAGAAGUAAAUAUUUCAAUUCCUACAGUUCUUUCUUUGGUUAUAAAAUGAUAUUUUGUAUAGAGAUUUAACUAUAUGAUAAUAAGUAUGUAAGCACCCUCGUUUUCUAUUGAUAAAUAAAUGAAUGCAGGAGGAGAAAGUUGAUAAACGAACAAUUAGUAGACGUGAGAUAUGAUAUAUUGAUAAUAACUAAGAUGAUCAUCACUUCUGGAAGUGUAGUUGAUAAGUUUUAUGUAAAACGUACUGUUAUUAAUUUCUUUUUCUGUUUUAAUUAUAACUAGAUUUUAGUAGGGAAGAAAAUAAACAUACAUAUUCAGAAAAAAA